Molecule: messenger RNA, 1842 nt
Organism: Musa acuminata AAA Group (dessert banana)
Lineage: Eukaryota; Viridiplantae; Streptophyta; Magnoliopsida; Zingiberales; Musaceae
Product: nuclear transport factor 2
Exons: 9
Coding region: 223-1551 (442 amino acids)
Cellular component (GO): cytosol; ribonucleoprotein complex
Molecular function (GO): mRNA binding
Source: RefSeq, a predicted model, not a curated record
GAGUUGUUCUUCCGCUGCCCUCCGUAUCAGAUCCGGAGCUCCAAACCCUAGAAAAGGGAGCCGAACGAGGGAGAGAACCGCCCGCAAUCAAUAGCGUUUCUUUUCCGCGGAUCGAUCCCCUAUUUUAUCCAUCGUUCUCACGUCGAUCGAUCUUUCCGGUCGGCGACCUUCGGAUCCAUCACUAGGGUUUCUACCGUCCUCGCUUGCUUUCCUCGUCGCAAGAUGGCCGCCCAUCCGUCGAGUGCCGAACGAUCUCCGCUUUCGGCUCAAGUGGUAGGGAACGCGUUUGUUCAGCAGUACUACCAUAUCCUCCAGCAAUCGCCUGAGCUGGUGUACCGAUUCUACCAGGAGAGCAGCAAGCUCGGGCGGCCGGAUGCCCAUGGCGCCAUCAGCUUGGUCACCACCACCAAUGCGAUCAAUGAAAAGAUAUUGUCUAUGGGCGUUGUUAGAGCGGAGAUGAAGACGGUGGACGCCCAAGAAUCUCUUGGUGGCGGUGUGCUUGUGCUCGUGACAGGGUACCUCACUGGCGAGGACAGUAUUAAAAGGGACUUCACCCAGUCCUUCUUUCUUGCACCCCAGGACAAGGGUUAUUAUGUCCUGAAUGACAUACUCAGGUUUGUAGAAGAGGCCGAUCACCAGCAGGGACACCAGGGUUUGGCGAAUGGCACUACCGAACCUCAUGUAGUGGAACAUGAUUUACCUCCAGAACAAGAGCAACAUGCUCCGGACCAAACUAUCUCAUUGCCAGUAGGAGAUGAGGAGAUGAGCGGGGGAGAAGUUGAUAAUCCUGAAGACAAUGGGGAGAUUGUGGAAGAGGAAGACCCUAGUUGUGAGGUGAUCGAUGAAGUUCCAAACACUUCUCAGGCAGUUGUGGUUGAAUCAAAUGUCAAUACUGCCCAAGAGGAAGUGCCAAAGAAGUCAUAUGCUGCAAUUUUGAAGGCGAUGAAAGAUAAAGCUUCUGCACCAGUUACAGUAUAUGCUCCUUCUAGGCCAGUAUCAAUUAAAACAGAACCACCGGCAGUCCCUGUUCCUCCUGCAACUCAAGCAACUGAUAUGCCCACAUCCAGUUCUGCUGCUGAAAGCAGCAAUGUCCCAGAAACAGAUGCUGAUGGAUAUUCCAUAUAUGUGAAGAAUUUGCCUUUGGAUGCCACACCGGCUCAACUUGAGGAGGAGUUCAAGAAAUAUGGUCCUAUUAAGCCAGAUGGCGUACAAGUUAGAAGCAAUAAGCUGCAAGGUUACUGUUUCGGUUUUGUAGAGUUCGAGGUGGCUAGUGCUGUUCAAAGUGCAAUAGAGGCCUCGCCUGUAAUGAUAGGUGGUCGCCAAGUUUAUGUCGAGGAAAAGCGGGCUACAAGUUCAAGAGUUAGUAACAGAGGAAGAUUUCCACCUGGUAGAGGGGGUGGGUUUCGCAAUGACUGGAGAGGCCGUGGUAGUUAUGGUGGGAGGGGCUACAGUAGAGGGGACUUCAAUACCAGACCUGAAUUUGGAGUCAGAGGUAAUGGUAGGGGAGCCUCUUCAAAUCGUGGAAGUGAUGUUGGGUACCAUAGGGGUUGAUCGUAUCGGAUGAAGCCGGUGGUUUAGGAAGCCGUGAUGGUUCAUCAGCCAUCAGUAGAUCUACCAAUAGUUGAACUAAGGGACUCGCCCUCGGGAUUGUGCUUUUUUGGUCCUUGGAUUAGUUGGAAUAUUGUCUUUCCUAUUGUUCUAGCAACAACUCAAGAGUGGGAGGUUUUGUUUUGUUUUGUUUUGUUUCUUGCACUCUAUUUUUGCUAGUAGCCAACACAUAGAAAUGUAGAAUAUAAAUGUCAUGAGGAUGGUGUUUGAUUUCUACAUGUCAUGAUUAACUUA